GAGAAGCAGCUCCUGGGACAGAGAGGGAGAAGUGAGAGUGAGAGGCAGAAACGGGUGAAAGCCGGCCAGGCCAAACACACUGACCCCGCUGUCUCCUAGGGUGGACUUAAAGGACCCUCUGUUCCCCUUCUGUCCUCCUCCUGUGCAGCACCACCAUCACCCUCAUCAGCCUAACCCCGCGCUCCUCCUCGCUCCUUUUCCUGUGCCCGACUCUCGCCGAUGCCGAGGCGUAAGUCGGAGUCGUGUAGGAGGUGGAGUUAAAGCGACGCCAUGGAGCAGGCCUGCCGCAAGGACAGACCAAAGCUGAACUCGACCCCGACCAGAGGAGACAGAGCCAAGCAGAAGUCUGCACAGCAGGAGGCCAAACAGCGACAGAGAGCAGAGAUAUAUGCUUUGAACAAGGUGAUGACAGAGUUGGAGCAGCAGCAGUUUGAGGCCUUUUGCAAACAGAUGCAGUCGCAAGGAGAAUAACAGCAGUAGCUCCGCUUCCACCUUCCACGAGGAUCAGUUUCUGUUAUUCUACCCAAAUUGAACUUUGCAUCAAAAUGAUGGUUGAAUAACCAAAAAUAAUAAAUAUUUUUGUUUUUGGA
Messenger RNA from Gambusia affinis (western mosquitofish), 590 nucleotides. RefSeq names its product small vasohibin binding protein. The transcript has 3 exons. Lineage: Eukaryota; Metazoa; Chordata; Actinopteri; Cyprinodontiformes; Poeciliidae. Gene Ontology annotation, biological process: negative regulation of protein ubiquitination; protein secretion. The record is from RefSeq and is a predicted model, not a curated record. The coding region runs from base 271 to 471 and encodes 66 amino acids. Gene Ontology annotation, cellular component: apical part of cell.